AUGACCAUAAGGCGCACAGGUGGCGAUGGUGCAAAGGUCUCGCUUAUGAUCUACAUGCUUCUGUUUUGGACAUCAGGAUUAGCACUUCUGUUCAUUGGAUUGUGGAUGUUACUGGAUCCAAAACGCAAUUAUAUGUUACACUUGGUUGAUUUGUCUGAGGAUGAUCCAUUGCUGUUCAUGCUGUGCCUGUUCCUGUUAUUCCUGGCCGAUGUCAGUAUAGGAACACUGGUCUUAGUUUUCAGGAAUAAGUUCGCAAAUGGGCAACUUACCGUCUACAUGAAGAAUUUGGCUCUAAAUCGCUACAGUCGUGAUGCAUGGGUGAAACCACUGAUUGACACUAUUCAAUUUUAUCUGUACUCACCUGAUUCCAAAUUUGAAGAGUAUCUUCAAAACUUAAUCAAAUUUUCUUACGGAGUUCCCAUGGAAAUCGAAGAGAGUCGAAACGUCACAAGAAUGAUCGACAAGCUCCAAUUCUAUGAAGAAUGCUGCGGUGUCAAUUCGGGAGAUGACUACUUGGCCAGCCGAUGGGCUGCAGCGGUCGCAGCAGAUCCCAUUUACGAAUUCGAGGACCCACCACUCGUUCCAUUGUCAUGUUGUCGUCAACUUAUCGGCUCAUCAGCGCUUAACCCGAUUGCCAAAAGUAUGGCUCGGUGCCAGCAAAGCAAUACCAACAGGAAUUGGAGGCACACUACUCAGCAGUGUUGUGGUAGUAUCGGACCACGCGACUACUAUAACUCGUUUUGGUUCAUAACGAACACUGAUCGUGGCACGAGGUCCUUCGUGCCGCCGUCCUGCUGUCGCCAGUCGCAAGCUGGACGUGCGUGGUCACUGGUACCGAUCGAUCCCAUGUGUACUCUCUAUUACUACGAUUCACAAGCCUUCACUAGCUCUGUGUAUAAUAUUGUAAGUUAUUGCUAA
Molecule: messenger RNA, 918 nt
Organism: Angiostrongylus costaricensis
Lineage: Eukaryota; Metazoa; Nematoda; Chromadorea; Rhabditida; Metastrongylidae
Source: the annotation of a GenBank genome assembly